CAGGUAUAUAAAGCCUGUAAAAGAAUCGUUGGAAUCUAUUCAGAGAGUAGUGAGGGAGGAAGGAAGGACAGAAGGAAAGAGAGAGUUAGGAGGUUUUUGUGUUGGGCUGUGGCUGAGAUAGUUAUUAACCCGUGAAGGAAGAGAAUGCUUCGGUGUCUGGAGAUCUGAAGUAGUUGACCACUGGCAGGGUCCGAGCACUGGUGGUACUUUGGCUUGUAUUGGUUUGAGGGGUCACAAUCGAUUCAGCCAUCAGCCCGGAAGCCGAGUAAAGUAUGAAUUUGACUAAAUGGAACUCCAAAAGUACUUUAUGUUGGGAUGCAGUUGUCUUCGUGCACUGUCUGAUUGCUGUUGCGUUGCUUAUUGAAAAUGUUGCUACUCUAGUAGUACAUCAAGUGACACAGACCUCUAAUAGUUUAGAAGAAGGACUAGAUAAUACUGCCUUUUGGUGGGGUGAAUGGGCCAAGUGGACAGGAUGCACCCGGACUUGCGGAGGAGGCAUCAAAACACAAGAAAGACACUGCCUGCAACAAAGCAGAAGACUUGCAGUGGAGGGAGCUGAUAACCAGACUUGUACAGGUACUUCUAAAAGAUAUCAGCUCUGCAAUAUACAGGAGUGCCCAGCUAAUGGGAGAAGCUUUCGUGAUGAGCAGUGUUCAUCUUUUAACUCCCGGGUUUAUAAUGGAAGGACUUACAAAUGGACACCGUUAUAUCCAGAUGAUUAUGUGCACAUUUCAAGUAAGCCUUGUGAUCUUCAGUGUACUACUGCAGAUGGACAGAGACAGCUAAUGGUCCCAGCACGAGAUGGAACAUCUUGUAAAUACAGGGAAUACAGAGGUGUCUGUGUAGCUGGCAGAUGUGAGCCCAUUGGAUGUGAUGGGGUGCUCUUUUCCACCCAGACCCUCGACAAAUGUGGUGUCUGCCAGGGCAAUGGGAGCAGCUGCAUCCGAGUUACUGGCAACUACAGGAAAGGAGCAUCAUAUCUAGGUUAUUCUCUGAUAACCCACAUCCCAGUUGGUGCAACAGAUAUCCAAAUAAUUGAAAGAAAGAAAUCAGAUGAUGUUUUGGCUGUUGCAGAUGAAUCUGGAAAUUUCUUUGUGAAUGGCAAUUUAAAAGUGGAAGGUCCAAGAAACUUUCACCUUGCGGGCACCAUUUUUAAAUAUAGGAGACCAAUGGAUGUGUAUGAAACUGGUAUUGAAUACAUUGUGGCUCAAGGACCAACUGAUCUGGGAGUUAAUAUUCUGUUACUUAUUCAAAGUGGCAAGAGUCCUUACAUUACCUAUGAGUAUACAGUGCCACGGAUUGUACACUUCAAACAACUUCGACCUUCCUUUGGUUCGUUUUACUACAUGCCUGGAUCAGAUUCUCAAGGCAUAGAAUUUGAUGAUGAGCGCCUUGAUGUGAAUUAUGACUUGGAUAGUGAAGAUAAUAUGGCUAAUUUUCAUACUAAUGCAAGUUAUAACGAGAGACUUACAAAGAAAAUUUCAGGAAGAGGAAACGAGAUGUUACAAACAAUGAACAAUCUGGCUGGAUUUGAUGUGAGCAACACAGUUUAUGAUGAAACAGCUCGUCAGCUUGAAUCGGAAGAUGAGAACAUGCAUCAAAACAAAGGGCUCAUCGACUUCAGUGCAAAUAUGACUGAAAACUCAAGAGGAGGUCCACUGUACUCUUCAGAGUCCAAUUCUGCUGGUUUCCUGGUAUAUUACGGAGAAAAUGAAAAUAUGGGGAGCUACAAAGUUAAUGAUACCCCCCUGGAACUGACCUUCAAUAUGUCUGCAGAGAUUCCAUUCUCCAAUGAAACACUUCUGCAGAUUAUUCAUCAAGCAAACAGAACACAGAAAUUGCGAAAUAGACUGAAAAUGCUGAGAAAGGGCCUGGGAGUGAGUGCCGCUGACAUGUACAGAUGGAAGUUGUCAUCUCAUGAACCUUGUAGUUCCACCUGCACAACAGGAGUAUCUACUUCUUAUGCAUUGUGUGUUCGUUAUGAUGGCAUUGAAGUUGAUGAUUCAUAUUGUGAUUCUGUGACUCGACCAGAGCCAGUUCAUGAAUUUUGUGUAGGGAGAGAAUGUCAACCGAGAUGGGAGACGAGCAGUUGGAGUGAAUGCUCACGUACCUGUGGAGAAGGACACCAAUUCAGAAUAGUCCGCUGUUGGAAGAUUCUCUCUGCGGGGUUUGACAGCUCAGUGUACAAUGAAAUGUGUGAAUCUGCUGAUCUCUCCAAGCCAUCUGAACGUAAAACCUGCAAAAAUCCAUCUUGUGGCCCACAGUGGGAGAUGUCGGAGUGGUCAGAGUGUACCGCAAAGUGUGCAGAACGGGUUACUGUGACCAGAGAAGUAAGAUGCUCAAAGGAAGAGUGGUUGUGUGAUGAGAAAACAAAGCCACCAUCUCAGAAAGAUUGUGUUGGACCCCCUUGUGAUCGACAGUGGACUGUGUCAGACUGGGGCCCAUGCUCAGGGCCUUGUGGGCAGGGAAGAAUGAUAAGACAUGUGUACUGCAAGAACUCAGAAGGAAGGGUAAUGCCUGAAUCCCAAUGUAAACCUCAAUCAAAACCCCAUGGCAUACAUCCUUGUGGAGCCAAAGAUUGCCCACCUCAUUGGCUGGCCCAGGAUUGGGAACGAUGCAAUACAACGUGUGGCAGAGGAAUAAAAAGGAGAGUUGUUCUAUGUGUGGGAAUAGUAAAUGGAAAGGUUAAAAUUUCCAAUCCUGAGGAAUGUGAUACCACUCAGAAGUUGAUUGAAGAAACGACGUGCUUUGAGCGUCCAUGUUUCAAAUGGUUUACCACUUCAUGGUCUGAGUGCACUAAGACCUGUGGAGUUGGAGUAAGAAUGAGAGAUGUGAAAUGUUAUCAGGGAAAAGAAAUUGUCCGAGGAUGUGAUCCACUCUUGAAGCCUGUUGCAAAGCAAAGCUGUGAACUCCAGGCCUGUCCCACCCAGCCACCAGAUGACAGUUGUCAAGAUCAACUUGGGACUAAUUGUGUACUGGCAAUUAAAGUCAAUCUGUGUUCCCACUGGUAUUACAGCAAAGCAUGCUGCAGAUCCUGUAGAACUGCUGAUUCAUAGUACAGAUUGGCAGAAUCACUGCUCCUCCCAACAUGUGAAUAAAAGAAUGAUGUGAAACUGAUGGAAUUAGUUUUACUGCAAGAAUUGAGUGGCACCUUCCCUCAGAACCGUGUGUGUUAUUGGUAGCCCGUCAAGUUGGGCGAAGAAAUACUAUGCUGCAAAGCCGUCAGGUUCCCUGGACGUUCAAGUGUUGCAUGCUGUCCUGUAUAGCAUUCUGCCCAUCACUGUAUGGCAGAGCCAUUGUACUCUAUUUCAGUUAUUCACUUAUAAAUUAUUUUAUUACCAUGGCAUCACAUCUAAUGCUACGGAACAUGGAGACAUGGUUGAAUGAAUAUUAACUCUGCAAAUUAUCAUGCAAGGCCAUUUAGUGCAAUAAUAAUAUCAUCAGUUUAAUGUACUUCUAUAUUACAUGCAAAUGCUCAAUUAGAUAAUAUUUAAAUUUUGGUAUGUUCUUACAAUGAUUAUAUUUUUAAUACACUAAUUUCCAAUACUUUUCCAUAUAAUGGAGACCCAGGGAGUAUGGCUGUCAGUAACAUGAUCAUUAUAUCAAAUAUCAAAACUGCCUGUAACUCUAGGACUUAUUUACACAGUUCGUUGCCUCUUCCUCAAUCAGUUCAAUCCUUUUGCUACCUGUUGCAUUAGCCUCUCUGUCUGUUUUUGGUCCAUCUUCUUCCCUGAGAGGACAUCUAAAAAUAGUGGGCAAGGCUGAUUCCAGAAUUCUAGCACCAUCACAACACAUGUAUAUUCCACACCAUUUCCAACAAUCAUUACUGGCAUGGGGUAAGGGUACAAAUAGCCAGCCUAAAUACGGUACAUCAGUCUUCACCAGCUUCAUUGUGGGGAUGGACACUUCAAACUCCACCCACUAAACUCCACAAUUUUGGUGGAGCUAGGCCCCUUCUCUAAGUCAGUAUGGUUCACAGCCUGUCAGAAGAGUCAUAAACUAUGGUAGAUCCUAACUUUAGGCAUCAACCAAAAAAUACAGCCAUUCAACAUUCCCAUGAAUUGCAUUGACCCUCUUACUUUCUCAUACAGCUAUCAAUCAAUCGCGGCCAUUUAAAGUAACAAGGCUAGAAAUGUAUCUCCAUUCAACACUACUUAAUCUUGUGUAAAUAAGCACACAGACAAUGAGUGAAAAGACUUCAAAAACAAUAGGUUAUUAUAAGAUAGUAGAAAUGUUGAUCAAACAUAGCUUUUCCUCACGUCUGCAGUUGCCUAACUGUUCCUUACUGGCAUCUAAAUGGAUUAGCCACGCAUAUGUAAUGAUGCCCUCUGUUCAGUCUGUUUUUGUUGCUAUAGUUGCCAGAUGGUCUCAUUACAAAUGCCUGGCCAUGCUCCAGAAUUACAUCUUUAAGAGAUUGUAAAUUAUGCAUUUUUCUUCCCCAAGGAAUCUUCUCAAAGCCUGUCCAUUGUGUGAUUUUUCAGGAACAUUUCAAACACUUGUCAAUACUUCAUUGGUUCUAUAUAUAGUGGAUAUUAGGAGAAUGGGUAUAGAGGAUGCCCAUGAGGACAUGGAAGGGGUAAGGAAGGGGGCAUGGGCAAUAUGAGAGGGCAUGGAGUUAGCAAGGGAUAGACAUUCAUCAGCAUCUGCAGGUUUUUUUUCAUUUUUAUUUCAACAUUCAUCAUUUCAACUAGGCAGAUGUCCUAGUAAAUGCAGGUGGACAUUCCAGUCUGGUAGCUACACCAUUCAUCCACCUCUGUUGCCAUCGAAAGCUUGCUUCAGGAGGUGGCUGUCCAUCUCCAACUUGCUGUGCCUCCCAGAACAAAAUUAUGAUAGGUGAGGACCUCCUUAAAGUGAUAGACUUGUUUGGAACUGUGCCAACUCCGAUUACCAAUCUCCCUCACAAGAGUUAGAUGUUUAGUCUCUGGGAUACCAGUUAGUCCAAUAUUUUGCAUUCUUCCUAGGCUCCUUAAAUCCAAACAUUGCCUUCUCAGUGAGUUUGCGGCUCAAUCCAGCACAAUACACCAGCUACGUGUUGUGGCAUCACCUCACAUUUCAGCAACUCAUGAAAUAAUACUGCUUGAAGAUAUUCUCAGCUCUGAUUUUUCUGAACUUUCCAUGAAGAGAAAUGACAGGGAGCAGUUUGGGUGGAUAAUUGUUUCAGUCAAUAUCAGUAAUUACAUUUGUUUACUGUUCCAUGGUUAAAUUGUUCCAAAGAUGAUAUCAUAACCAUUUUUGUAUAGGUUAAAUAUUUGGCACAUAAAACAGCCAGUAACUUUCUCCAUGCUGGUUAAUUAAGGCACUUUUGGGGUUUAGUUUUACAAAUGGAGGUUGUUGAUAGUAGAAAUCUGUGCCCAGUAAAAUUUGAUCAAAAAUUUAAAAACUCCUAUUCUCCAGUACUCUUGAAUUAUUGAGAGUUUCAAUUUCUGGAGGAAAUUUGCUCACAGAAAGGACAUCGUUUGGAGCCAAUUGAAACCAACUUCAUUCACCUACCUGAAAAUAACCAGGAGCUAUUAUGCUCAGUCGUAGCCAAGCUAAAAGUAUCCAGGAACCUCCCACCAACAAGAUUUGCUGACUAGCUGCCAAUGGUAAUUGUUAAACAUCUAUAUCUCCCGCCCUAAUUGUACAACCCUGCUAAUUAUUCUGCUAAAGCCUAUUGUUCAUGAUUGUUCUGUGAUAUCCCUUCCCAUGAUAUGAUCAUGGAUAAACAUUCAAAAUAAUGAAAAGAUCCUGGUGUGUUGUCUGAAUGUUUUUGGUUGUCUCAAAUAAUCCUAGUGACUGUUGUUUUAUCUAUAAAUUGUGUUAAAAUUCUGAAUCUUUUAAAGAGAAAAUAAUAUUCUUAAUUAAAAAUCUUGUACAGCUAUGUCAGAAAUUGUCUUAUUGCUGAAAACAUGCUUUAAUGUAAUAUUUAAUAACACGAUAUUUAAUUCAUCAUUAUUAAUGAUUGUUAUGAAGAUGCUUCGUAUUUAUGAUUUUUGUGAUCUUGAGAUUGAAGGUAUGGGGAGACCUGGACUUUUCUUAAUAGGUCAAUGAAAAGAAUUUUUUUAAAAAUGCAUUUCCUGAAAGGCAGAUGUCUUGUGAUAAGUACUUGUUUACUCCAGAGCCCCUGUCUGGGUUUAGGACUGUCCGGUUACAGCUUCUGAUUUGGAAAGUGUUUAGAUUUUUCAGUUAGUGGCCAGCCAGCCUGGGAAAGAAAAGAGCUUCCUAGCUGUUUCUGAAAAAGCCCUUGUUGUGGGUACAGUGUGGUGCUGGAUCCCUGGUCCAGUCUAAGCUGUGAUUUCCCUCCUAAAAUGCACACCGAAGAAUCCUUGACACUGUUUUCUUCCCAAGCAAACGUUUGGCUCCGAUUCCUAAGAUAUCUGCUUUGUGUUUGGUGAAAUGCAUGUUUGUGAGCCAGACUGUCAGACUGAUAGUUGUUUAAAAUUUCCGUACAGUAUCCUUUAUUUAAGUCUUCAAUGACUAAGACUUAUUGGCCAAAAGUGUUUUUUUUCCCCAGAGCGAAUCUUUGUAGAGAAGUGUGCUUGGUUGUGCGUCUUGGAUUAUUUAAAGGGAUAAAUAUUUAUAUUUUCAUACCACCAUAUGAUCAGCUAUGUAUGGUUAUCAGUUUUGCAUUGUCAUUUAAAUGUUUUGUUUAUAAUAAAAUCACUCAUUUUGUGUUUAUUAAAGGAACCUGGUUGAUGAAUCUUUUUAAUUAAUUUAUAACAUAGAGAAAGCAUGCAAUUGGCGUAUCAGGAACGAGAUAAAACAAUUAAAUAUAUGUUGGGACUAGAAAAAGACAAAGCACUUUCCGACCUUGGUCAUAAUAUAAAAGGAAGGAAUCAUGGAGGGAUAUCCAGUGCUAACGUUUAAUUGGGAAAUAGGGUGAUAUUAAUUGUAAAAUGAUAAAAAGAAAGACACCAGGUUUCUUGUUCAUUAAUCUCAAUGGCUUUGGUAGUUGCUAAGACUUUUCAGGAACAUGUAUCACUGAGUGCUUGGAAAAAGUAAUCAAGGCUAAGUUAAUAGAAUCGCUGGACAUAUUGAAGUUACAGGUAAAAGCAGAAGCUGCAACCUGACAGUCAUAAAUUCAGGCAGCGGGGUCUGUGGGUCUGCAGUAAAUAAGCAGUUAUCAUAAGACAUGUGACAGUCAAGGAAUGUCUUGUUUUAAAAAGGUUCCACUGUCCAGGCAUUGAACUCUUUUUAAAAAAAUACAGGUAUCCAUAACCUUCUAAAGUUAACUGCACAAAAAUUAUUACGCAUGAAGCACCUUCAGAACACUCCCACCCAGGAGAACAAAAUGGAAAAUUUGGUAGAUUGGCUUCUUUUUCUCCCGGCCUCAUUUUAUGGGUUAAAAUAUGCCCAGUAAAAUUAUUGCAUUUUAAUCUAGUACAAAGUAUUCAUUCUGCUCUCAUGGAGUUGGGGAAACUAGGAAAAAGAAUAUUGAAGUAAUCUAUGUAAAACCAGAUCUUUAUGAAAAAUGAUAAUAAAUAAGUUUGUCUUUUAAACAAAA
Messenger RNA from Rhincodon typus (whale shark), 7483 nucleotides. It is a transcript of the gene adamtsl2, whose product is annotated as ADAMTS-like 2. Bases 273 to 3056 code for a protein of 927 amino acids. The record is from RefSeq and is a predicted model, not a curated record. NCBI's taxonomy places the organism in Eukaryota, Metazoa, Chordata, Chondrichthyes, Orectolobiformes, Rhincodontidae. Gene Ontology annotation, biological process: extracellular matrix organization. Gene Ontology annotation, cellular component: extracellular matrix. The transcript is spliced from 19 exons.